AUGAAUGAAUCUUCGGCUCCUAUUAGUCGACUAAUUAUAUUUUAUAUUUAUGUUGUUCUGCUUGUUCCAUCAUGUCUCUGCUGUCUUUUGAUUUUCUACAAUUUCCUUCGAAUGCCUCAAUUACGAAAACAACCAGCAAAUCAAACGAUUUUUCUAUUAUUAAUCAUCUUGUUCAUUGAAAUUUUAAUCGAUCUGCCAAUGCGUCUUUAUUAUUUAUACGAAAAUCAAGUUGCUAUUCAAACGGGCGGCUUUUGUAUGUUUUGGAAUUGGAUUGCUUCAGUAUUGAACAUCAUUGGGUUACAUUUAAUGGCAUUUGCUUCAAUUGAACGACAUUUCUUCAUUUUCAACAGUCAAUUCCGCGCACGACAUCGAUUUUUGUUAUCGAUCAUUCCGAUGAUUCUCAGUGUUAUUUAUCCAUUAGCGUUUUAUACAGGAACUGUUUUUGGUUCAUGGUGGUGUGCGAAUACUUAUGAUUAUUCGGUAUUGGCUUGUGGUGCGCCUUGCUAUUUAAUCACUUCAGCGUUUUUCCCACUUUUCGGCAUUUUAACUCAUCAUGUUCUACCAGUAUUUAUCGUUGUUUUCGCUAAUGUCAUUCUCGUUAUUCGCGUUUGCCAUCAGAAAACUCAAAUGUGUCAAGUCAAUAUUUGGCGAAAGACUAUUCGUAUGAGUGUUCAGUUACUAUCUAUUGCAUUUACAUAUAUAAUUGUUUGGCUUCCUCAAUGUGUUCUCUUUAUAAUGCUCGCAUUAGGAAGUGGAGAAGUUUCAACGAUAGCAGGAUGGUUAAUUUAUGAGUUUACGGGUAAUCUCACUUCGUUGACUGCGGUAUUUUGUCCAUUUGUGAUGUUAGCCGGUCUUCCUAAGUUAUGUCACAAGAUAAAACGAGAUUUCGAAAAGGUGUUUGUUCGACAAAAUAUAGUAGUUCCAAGUCAUUUGGAAUUAGUUAAUACUGGUCGACAAAUGAGAACACCAAGAGCAAAUAGCUGA
Messenger RNA from Adineta ricciae, 984 nucleotides. The record is from the annotation of a GenBank genome assembly. Lineage: Eukaryota; Metazoa; Rotifera; Eurotatoria; Adinetida; Adinetidae.